Messenger RNA from Vespa mandarinia (Asian giant hornet), 762 nucleotides. RefSeq names its product wurmchen 2 transmembrane micropeptide (gene wrm2). The record is from RefSeq and is a predicted model, not a curated record. NCBI's taxonomy places the organism in Eukaryota, Metazoa, Arthropoda, Insecta, Hymenoptera, Vespidae.
GAAGUCGCUUAAAGUUACUGCACAAUGAGUUUACACGUGUUUUGGCCAGCCAGUGCCUGUUUAACACUUUUUGUAGUUGGCGUUAUAAUGAUAUUACUCAAAUAUGGACCACGUAUUUGUAAAGUACGUCAUGAAUCUCUUCCUUCUGACCAAGAAUGGGAAGGAAAAACUUACUCGCGUAAACUUUCUGUUUCUAUAGCAUAACAGAGAAACAUUUUAAAAUACUUUCUAGAAAUAUAUAGGAAAGAUAUAUAAUUUACUGCUUUUACAAAAUUCUCUUAGAGAAAUAAUUGCACAAUUAUGGAUAUUGUUAUUAGCAAACAUAGUUCAAAGAUCUCUCAAUAUUAUGAAUGUUAUUUUCUUAUAGGUUGUGAGAGAUAUACGUUCUAUUACAUACUUUAAUUCCGUCCAUUUCUGUACUAAAGAGAAUCUUAUACACACACAUAUAUAUUUAUAUACUACAUUUUUAUUAAUUUUAUAUGACAAAUAAUUUUCUCUUUUUGAAAGAUUUUGUUUAUAUUAAUAUACAAGUACGUGUAUUUUAUUUGAACUUUAAAAAUAUAAAUUAAGGAUGUUUGGAGUUAAACCAAAAGGUUUCACAUCUUUAAUAGUAUAAAAAAAAAUUCAUGCAAAAGAAAUGACUUUAAAGAAAUCUCUAAUAAUAGUCAAAGCAAAGAUAGUAUUUAAAUCCGUCCAUGAUUUUAUAUUAAUAAAUAUGAUGUACUUUGCAUGACCUAUUAUAUUUAGGAUAUAAUAUAUAAA